AUGUCGUUGUUAUUACAGAAGAAAGCUGUCAAUAUAAUUAUACAGCUCAGAUCCUAUAUUGGUUCAAACAUCAAGGUGUCGAACCCAAACAUUUAUAAUGGUUUGAGCGUUUCUCACAAGUUUAAUUGUACAAAAUCGAUAUGCCUUUAUUCGACAAAAGGGAAUAAAGAUGGAAAAAUUUUAGAAGAAUUUUCAACUAAGAAAAAAGAUAUGCUACAUCGAAUGAUAUCAAAAUCUAAAUUACUAACAAAACUGAAUUCACAUCCAAACUUUAAAAACUAUUUUGAUAGAAUAUCACAAACUGGUACUGUAUCAACUGUCACUGGAUUUUUACUUCUGCACGAGUUAAGUGCGAUUGUACCAUUAUUUGCUCUAUGGUGGAUUUUGUAUCAUUCAAAUAUUCAUGAUACAUUGGUUUUACCAGAAAUUUUACAUAAUUUGAUGGAGUAUUGCAGUGAUGUGAUGAAUAGAUUCGUUGGUGAUAAAUAUCCAGAUCUUGAUAGGAAAAGAAUUAUAUUCACAGGAGCUUUAUCAUAUAUGACUGUGAAAGUAUUAUACCCGAUUAGAAUUUUAUUAAGUUUAUGGGCUGCUCCAUAUUUUGGUAAUUUAUUAGUGUCACCUUUUAGAAAACUAAUUAAAUUAUCAAGGAAAAAAUAG
This is a messenger RNA of Tetrapisispora phaffii CBS 4417, 657 nucleotides long. It is a transcript of the gene MRX11, whose product is annotated as Mrx11p. The record is from RefSeq and is a predicted model, not a curated record. The coding region runs from base 1 to 657 and encodes 218 amino acids. Gene Ontology annotation, cellular component: mitochondrion. NCBI's taxonomy places the organism in Eukaryota, Fungi, Ascomycota, Saccharomycetes, Saccharomycetales, Saccharomycetaceae. The transcript has a single exon.